AAGAUUGAACUUUGUCCGGAUUUUUGCAGUCCUUAGUUGAAUUUUCUCCAUUAGAGUUCAUGAAUCAAAACCAGUAACAAUUUAUCAGAUAUGAUGGAAAACAAGUCAACUACUACAUACUAGAAGCAAUUCACUCGUAAAGUUCAACCAAUGAAAAUAGCUCUCAUUCUUCUCAUAAAUCGGCGCAGCUGGCUCCGAUACGAUCGCGACUUCUGCUGCCAGCGCAGUGUAGCAGAUGAUGACUCGCGUCGUCCUUUUCAGUCGAUGACUGUGUCUGUCCUGACACAGAAAAUCGAGGAUGCGCUCUCCAAAUUUAUUCCUGGAUCUCAGUACUACAAAAGUUGAGUCUUAUUAUUAUUCUUAUAGAACAAGACAAGGAAACUGGAACUCUAUCAGUGGGCUCUAUGUUGAAAGAUCUCUGCUGUUGUGUAUUGAUGUUGCAACUCAGUUGGACAGUAGACCGUAGCUAGAUCGUGGUGGAAGUGAACCCUUGCGAGUAGAUGCCUGCACUCGAUGUUUCGCCUCAAUAGAAAUCUUCGAACUCGUGCUGCAGAGGUGUCAGCGAGCACCUUUCGUCU
This is a messenger RNA of Amoebophrya sp. A25, 578 nucleotides long. NCBI's taxonomy places the organism in Eukaryota, Dinophyceae, Syndiniales, Amoebophryaceae. The record is from the annotation of a GenBank genome assembly.